Messenger RNA from Opisthocomus hoazin, 2798 nucleotides. Lineage: Eukaryota; Metazoa; Chordata; Aves; Opisthocomiformes; Opisthocomidae. The record is from RefSeq and is a predicted model, not a curated record.
CAGAACUAAUAUUUGCUACAACCAGAGACUGAAAUGGUAUGACUGGAGCUUUUAAUAAUUUGGCUUUAACAGCUCCAUCAUUUUCUGAGAACUUGGAACGGAAUUUGGGCUCUGCUUCUGCACUAUCCUAGGUUAUAAUGCCAUCCUUGCCUAAUGAGGGAGAUAACCAUGGAACUACUCCUCUGACUUUGAGUUCGGAACUACCGUAUCAAAGCACAAUUAAAAGAAAAGUCGGAAAGAAGAAGGACGGAGUCAUCACUGCAAAUGUCGCUGGCACAAAAUAUGAAAUUGUACGUGUAGUAAUACGAGAAAUGGGAUUUGUAAAAACGCGUGAUGAAGAUGAAACAGCUAAUCUUGUAUGGAGUGAUUCUGCUGUGCAACAAGAAAAGAUUGCUGAACUUCGGAACUAUCAGAGAAUCAACCAUUUUCCAGGAAUGGGAGAGAUCUGCAGAAAGGAUUUUCUGGCAAGAAACAUGACUAAAAUGAUCAAGAGUCAGCCUCAGGAGUAUGGUUUUAUUCCUCGAACAUGGAUCUUCCCUGCAGAGUACACACAGUUUCAGAACUAUGUAAAAGAACUGAAGAAGAAACGUAGACAGAAAACUUUCAUAGUCAAACCAGCUAACGGUGCCAUGGGACAUGGGAUCUCUUUAAUAAGAAAUGGAGAAAAGUUACAAGCUCAGGACCACUUGAUUGUUCAGGAAUAUCUUGACAAACCAUAUCUUAUGGAAGGCUACAAGUUUGAUUUACGUGUGUAUAUUCUUGUAACCUCCUGUGAUCCAUUAAAAGUAUUUUUAUAUCAUGAUGGACUAGUGAGAAUGGGCACGGAAAAGUAUCAUCCCCCCAGUGACUCAAAUUUGAGUCAAUUGUAUAUGCAUCUGACUAACUACUCUGUCAAUAAACAUAAUGAACACUUUGAACGGGAUGAAACGGAAGACAAAGGAAGCAAACGCUCCAUAAAAUGGUUUACUGAGUUUCUAGAAACAAAUAAUCUUGAUGUCACCAAAUUCUGGAGUGAUAUUUCAGAGUUAGUAGUGAAGACUCUCAUAGUUGCAGAGCCCCAUGUUCUUCAUGCUUAUCGCAUGUGCAGGCCAGGGCAAGCGCCAGGAAGUGACAGUGUCUGCUUUGAAGUCCUGGGAUUUGAUAUUCUGCUGGACAGAAAACUAAAACCGUGGCUCCUAGAGAUUAAUCGUGCCCCAAGCUUUGGAACUGAUCAAAAAAUAGACUAUGAUGUAAAAAAAGGCGUUCUGCUAAAUGCAUUAAAGCUUCUCAACAUACGGACAAGUGACAAACGGAGAAAUUUAGCUCAACAGAAGGCCGAGGCUCAAAAAAGACUCUAUGGUCAAGGUUCAAUGAAAAAACUCUUGCCAGGGUCCUCAGACUGUGAGAAGCAGCGCCACACACUGGAAAGGAGAAAAGAAGAACUGAAGGAAAGACUUGCACAAGUACGUAAACAGAUUUCCAAAGAGGAGCAUGAAAAUAGACACAUGGGGAACUACAGGCGAAUUUACCCUCCUGAUGAUAAGACAUUACUUGAAAAGUAUGAGAGUUUGUUAGCUACUGCUUUCCAGACAUUUCUUGCUGGGAGAGCAGCUUCACUUCAGCGGGAAAUGAAUAACCCUUUAAAAAAAAUGAAGGAAGAGGACAUUUUGGAUCUUCUGGAACAGUGUGAAAUAGAUGAUGAAAAACUAAUGGGAAAAUGCACCAGGCAGCGAGGACCUAAGCCCUUGUGUUCAAUGCCAGAAAGUGCACAGCCCUUAAGAAAACUUAAGAACUACAAUAGUGAUACUAGCUGUGAUAGUGGUAGCAGUAUGUCAGAAUCGGGAGAAGAAACUGAAAAGGAAGAUCACAAUGAAAAAAAAGAGAAAAAGGUUUUGUAUGAUCUUGAAGAAAAGAAAUACAAAUCUUUGGAACGAUCAGGUCCAAUAAGGCGUUCUGUAAGCUGCCCUCGUUCAAUAUCAAUAUUGACUAUGCAGUCACAGGCAGCUGAGCAACGUCCCAUUUCAGCCAAAGCAUCUCUGCAAAUCCAGCGUGCAUCCUCAGUGAAUAGGUCUCAUUCUUUAAAUCGCAGCCCAUCUUCAGCCAGAGUCUCUCAGACACCCAGCUUGGGAACUAUGAACUCUUCAGGGAGUGAGUCUUUGCUGCAGCAGAAAACAAAAGAGCAAGAAGUUGCUUUGACAAAAGAAACUCUUCUCAUUAUCAAUGACAUGAGAAUGAAGUUCCCAGGUAAAACAGAUGAAGAAUCAGAAUUAAUUAUAGAAGAUAUUAUGGAUAAUUGGAAGUAUCAUAAAACAAAAGUGGCAUCCUAUUGGUUGGUAAAAUUGGAUUCUGUAAAGCAACGAAAAGUUUUGGAUAUAGUCAAGACAAGUGUUCAUGCAGUUCUACAGUGUGUCUGGAAGGCUCCAGACAUUGAAAAUUUACAUCUGUACCGUCUCUUUAACCGUGUAUUUAAUCGCUUGCUUUGGAGCCAUGGUCAAGGUCUAUGGAACUGUUUCUGUAAUUCAGGGAGCUCUUGGGAAACCACAUUCGGUAAAAGCACAGAGGUGGUGACUCCAGAGCAGCUCCAGUGUUGCCAACGAAUAGUACAGCUUUGUAAACACUGCCUGCUGGUGGUUUACAAAUACUCAUCAGAUUCAAGAGGAUCCCCAACUGCAGUUAGCCCCCACUGGGAUGAUACAAGGUAUUUAUUGCCAGGACCUUCACUAUUCAUCAUGAAAUCAUCCUCGUCCAACCUUAGCUGCAGUUCAUCUGGAAUGCCUCGCCCUAACAUUUUGUUCACACACAGAUACAGUCACUUGUGA